AUGCCUGGCUCUUUGAAGAGGAAGAGAGAGGGUGUGAAGAAGCCUCCGUUAGCUCCUAAACCUAAACUCCCAGCUCCGGCCAAACCCUCCCCCCCGCCCGUCGCCCCCAAGCCCGGCCCCGCCCCUCCGUCGUCGGCGGCCUCCCAGCCGUCGCCGGCCACCCUCAAGAGGGCCAAACCGGCCGUCGCGCCCAAACCAUGCAUCCCCAAAUCCACGGCCUCCCCCCCCCCGGUGUCCCCCCCGCCGCCCAAACCCGCCGAGCCCCUCCAUCCGUCUCAGGAGCAGCGGGAGCCUCUAGACGACGACCUCCUUCUUCUCAACUCCAAGAAUGGGAUUUGGUCGGAGAGGAGUCGGCACGAAUCGCAUUACAUCAUCCCCACCUGCUCCUGCGGGCCGGAGGGCUGCCCGCGGUGCCACCCCCUCCAAAACGGAAGCGUGGCCCCGACCGGGGCCGGCGUGCCCGGGGGGCCGGUGCGGAACGGGCUCUCCGGAGCGGGGCCGCGGGAGAGCCGGGAGAACCUGGAGGAGGGCGGAGCCGCCGUCGGGGGCGAAGGCGAGCGGGUCAGCAAGAGGCCCAGGGGUAAACCUCAAAGACAGAGACACCCAGACCGGGCGCCGGCGAGCAAGGAGGCGCCGGGGCCCGAGGAGGCCGCCCGUCGGGAAAACGCCGUGCCCGCGGAGGCCCCGAGCGCAGGUUUAACAGACUCCAGGUCAGCCUGGGAUGUUGCAGGCAACAUCAGCGUCUCGUCCGACGGCCCUCCUCCCCAGUCCGAACACUCUCAGGUAGAAAGAAGCGACCCCGCGGGGGAAGCAUCUCCCGACGGCUCCCCCCCUGAUCUUCAGGUCCCCGCGGCCCCGAGUAAGCCGCUGCCGGUCCCCCACCCGCGCAAAUUGAAAAAGCCGGCGUUGGUGAGGCAGGACGGCGUGGAGGGCGGCGCCCCGGAGCAGGCGGCGGAGGAACCGACGCAGGGGCGGGAAGGGCAGGGAGCGGAGGGGGAGCCCGGCCCGGCCGGCCCCUCCCUCGGUCCGGAGGGCGGACGGACGGCGGGGGACGAGCCGGCCACCCUGAGGGGCUCAGAGGCGGGCGGCGACGGGGACAAGGAGGCUGAAGAGGCCGACGCGCCCCCUCCCCCUCCCCGCCAGACCUCCCUCUCGCCCCGUUUACACAGAACCGUCCACGCCCCCCCCUGCCUGAACAAGAACAACUCCCACUCCCUGGACCUGCUGGCGCAGCCCGAGCCGGCGCGUCCGGGCAAAGCGGCGGCGGAGGAGGCGGCGCGGAGGGCGGAGCCGGACGAGGAGGACGGCUACGGCGACUUCGAGCGCUACCCCGUCAGCCACAGCCUCCCCAAGCAGAUCAAGCUGGGCUGCCACCCGCCGCUGGCCCACGCCGGGAAGGCGCUCUCCGCCGAGGACCAGCGCUCCCCGAAGGCGCCCCCCCGCAAGCCCCAGAGGCACAGCAUGCCGGCGCCGCCCCCGCCGCCCUCCGUCUGCCCCCCGGCGCCGCCCCACGCCGGCGGCACGCCCAUGAGGGAGCUGCCCGCGCCCCCCCAGGAGAAGAGCGCCUGGCGCUUCGCCCGGCCCUGCGCCACCUUCUUCAGCCGGCAGGUGUCCACCCGGAGCAGCGUGCCCCCCAAGAGCCGGGCGCCGGCGCUGGGGGGCAAGCAGCGGGCCCAGUCCUUCUCCGCCGCCGACCUGGCCACCCGGGACGGCCCCCAGAAGAGGAGCCUGUCCUUCCGCAAGCUGCUGGAGCUGCGGCUGUCGGUGCGGAUGCUGCCAAAGCUGCUGGCCAAGGGGGGGCAGUCCCUGGACUGCACCAGCGCCGAGUCCGACGGGGGGGAGCGGAGCCUGGAGCGGCCCAGCAGCUGCGUCGGGGAGGCCGACCUCCCCGGGGAGGAGGUGGAGUACGAGAACGUGCCGCUCUACGAGGAGAUCCCCGAGUACAUGAACCUGCCGUUUCACAGCGCCCGGCCGGGCUGGCCCCACGACCCCCUGGCCCCCGACUCGGACAUCUACGAGGUGCAGGACCCCUACCGCAGAUCGCAGGACCACGAGUACGAGAGCGGCUGGCUAAGGCAGGAUGUCCACUCUGAAGAGGAGGAGGAGAUGCACAGUUCCGACGAAGAGGACAACAGCUCCACCUCCAGCAAGGAGCACCUGGACGAGGCAGACAGACAGCAGGAGGACGAGAUGAAGAGGAAGAAGGUGGUGCACAUCGCCCAGGAAAUCAUGAGCUCGGAGAAAGUGUUUGUGGACGUCCUGAAACUCCUGCAUAUAGACUUUCGGGAUGCCGUUGCCAAGGCAACUCGUCAGAAUGGGAAGCCAGUGGUGGAGGAGCGGAUCCUCAGUCAGAUCCUGUAUUACCUGCCUCAGCUGUACCAGCUCAACAAAGACCUGCUGAGAGAGCUGGAGGAGAGAGUAGCACACUGGAGCGACCACCAGAGGCUGUCGGACAUAUUCGUCCAGAAGGGUCCCUACCUGAAGAUGUACUCCACCUACAUCCGGCAGUUCGACAACAACGUGGCUCUGCUGGACGAGCAGUGCCGGAAAAACCCCGCCUUCGCCGCCGUCGUCCGCGAGUUCGAGCACUACCUGCUGAAACCUGUGCAGCGGAUCCCUCAGUACCAGCUGCUGCUCACAGACUAUCUGAAGAACCUUCCAGAGGACUCUGAAGACUAUAAAGACACUCAAGCUGCCCUCGGCAUAGUGAAGGAAGUGGCCAACCACGCAAACGACAUUAUGAAGCAGGGGGAUAACUUUCAGAAGCUGAUGCAUAUCCAGUACAGCCUCAACGGUCACCAUGAGAUCGUUCAGCCAGGCAGAGUUUUCCUGAAGGAGGGCACUCUGAUGAAACUGUCCAGGAAAGUGAUGCAGCCGCGCAUGUUCUUUCUGUUUAACGAUGCACUCAUGUACACCACUCCGGUUCAGUCUGGCCAGUAUAAACUCAACAGUGUGCUGUCUCUGGCUGGUAUGAAGGUGAGUAAGCCCAGCCAAGAGGCCUAUCAGAACGAGCUGAACAUCGAGAGCGUGGAGCGCUCCUUCAUCCUGUCUGCCAGCUCGGCCACGGAGAGAGACGAGUGGCUGGAGGCCAUCGCCAAGGCCAUCGACGACUACACAAAGAAGAAAAUCACCUUCAUAUCCAGCCGAAGUCAGGAAGAGGCGGAGGGCGCGGUCGACAGCGGGGCUCCCCUGGGCUCCAAAGCUCCCAUCUGGAUCCCGGACCUGAGGGCCACCAUGUGCAUGAUCUGCACCUGCGAGUUCACGCUCACCUGGAGGAGGCACCACUGCCGCGCCUGCGGGAAGGUGGUCUGUCAGGCGUGCUCGGCCAAUAAGUACUACCUGGAGUACCUGAAGAACCAGCCGGCCCGGGUGUGCGAUCACUGCUUUGCCAAACUCCAGGAGAACAGUGACCGCUGUGCUUCCACAUCCGUGUCCCCGAUCAAAUCUGGAGCUUUUUCCUUCACCAGGAAGCAGAAAAAGAUUCCGUCUGCACUAAAAGAGGUGUCCGCCAACACGGAGAACUCCUCUAUGAGCGGCUACCUAAACAGGUCAAAGGGCAACAAAAAGCAGUGGAAGAGGCUAUGGUUUGUCAUCAAAAAUAAAGUCCUGUACACCUACGCCGCCAGCGAGGACGUGGCGGCGUUGGAGAGCCAACCCUUGCUGGGUUUCUUCCUGAGAGAGGAGAAGAACGGGCCGGCUCAGAAGCUGCAGUUCAAGCUGUAUCACAAAAACACACUGUUUUACAUCUUCAGAGCUGACGACAUCCCCACUGCACAGAGGUGGAUUGAAGCCUUCCAAGAGGCAAUGAUUCUUGAGCAAUAGUCACUUUUAAAAAGAUAAAAUAAACAACAGGGUCGCACUGCAGCCCUCGAGUCAGUCCACAGAAAACCCAAAGGCCACGAUUGACCUCCCAUCAGGGUUCCCCGCUCUGGAGGGACUCCGGGUGGACUAGGAUGCCUUUUACUCAAAGCAGAAGAAUCACUUUGUCAAGGAUAAAGAAAAAAAAACUGAACCAGAAGCAGCUUCUGAUGCUCAGCUGAGGUCCGAGAUGUUAGCUGAAAGUCACCGGUCAAGUCCAGAAGCACGCGUGUGGAAGUGCGACCAACUAUGCGGGCAGUUGGAAGCCAUCGGAAGUUCAAAGUCGGGGAGCGGUUCUCAAAACAUGUUUUUCGUGUUUUCGGGUGAAGGAAUUACAAGAAAAAAACGUGCACUCUCAUUCGGAUUCUGCCUGUCUGUGUGGGCCGACCAAGAAAUUUGAAACAAGUUUUCUUAUGAGUCCGAAUUCUAGUUACAACGUGGGAUUUAACUGUGAAAAACAGGCUUUAACCUGGAAACCGGAAGUUGGUAUUCCAUUUAUUAGAUUCAUCUCUCUGGAUAAGAGAUGUUACAUUUAAAAAUAACCACAGCAUGGUUUGAAAACAUUAUCCUGGAGACAACUGGAAAUGUAAUGAAUUUUGUAGAUACUUUAAGAGAAAAAAAAGUUCAUUUUUUCCUGUUUAGCCAGAUUUUUUUUAAAUGGUUAAAGAGCAACAUUAACUUUUUUGUUGUUGUUGUUGUUGUUUUCUUUAAG
This is a messenger RNA of Menidia menidia (Atlantic silverside), 4570 nucleotides long. The record is from the annotation of a GenBank genome assembly. NCBI's taxonomy places the organism in Eukaryota, Metazoa, Chordata, Actinopteri, Atheriniformes, Atherinopsidae.